Molecule: messenger RNA, 2578 nt
Organism: Juglans microcarpa x Juglans regia
Lineage: Eukaryota; Viridiplantae; Streptophyta; Magnoliopsida; Fagales; Juglandaceae
Product: IQ domain-containing protein IQM5-like
Exons: 11
Coding region: 1-2442 (813 amino acids)
Source: RefSeq, a predicted model, not a curated record
AUGGUAUCAUAUUUUCUUGGCCAAUACCUCUUUGGAUAUCUUGAUGGUACCAUUCCCCAACCUCUUAAAUUUGUCUCUGUUUCCAAUCAAGAAACCCAUGUCAUCUCCGAAACACCCAAUCCUGCCUACUCUUAUUGGUUGCGCCAAGAUAAUCUUAUUCUGAGUACCCUCAUAUCUUCUCUUACUGAAGGAGUGCUUGCUCAAGUAGUAAAUCACACUACUUCGUCAGCUAUGUGGCAUGCUUUGGAUGAAAAUUUUUCAUCCCAAUCUCGUGCACGAACUGUGCAAAUCCGAACCCAACUAGCAACAGCAACAAAAGGCAACAAGACUGUCACAGAAUAUUUUCUCUUUAUUAAAAAACUCACUGAUGAAUUAUCUGUUGCAGGACAACCUAUGAGUUGUGAAGAUGUCAUCACCUAUGUUCUUGCAGGAUUAAGCCACGAAUAUGACAGCUUUGUUGCCUCAAUCUCGGCUCGCACUAAAAAGGUCACAAUUGACGAAAUUUACUCGUUUUUGCUUACCACUGAAGCCAGACUUUCUCAACACCAGAUGUCAUCUCCCGCUCAACCUACCUCUAUCAAUGUUGCACAACUACAAUACAAUCCAUCCCAAAAUCGUUGCAAAGGCGGCUCUAGGGGACGGGGUCUUUCCAAUCGUACUAGUUACAACAAUACCACACUUAGUACUGAUUACAAUUUAGUAAUUUGUCAGGAUCCAAAACCAGAAAAUAAACAAGCUAUGGUUGCUACUGGCACUUGGGACACCGAAUGGCAUGCUGACACUAGUGCCACUCAUCACGUCACUAAUGAUCUCAACAAUCUGAACCUUCGGAAUGAUGACUAUCAGGGUACAGAUCAGAACCAACCUGCUUUACAGAAGCAUCCAAAUCAAAUUAUUGGAGAAGCCAUGAAUAAAGAAAUCAAUGCAUUGGUUCCAAAAUUACCAAAUGCAAAUAUUGUUGGUUGUCAGUGGGUUUACCGAAUCAAAAGGAAAGCUGAUGGGACUAUAGAGCGUCACAAAGUUCGACUAGUCACCAAAGGUUUUCAUCAACAAAAAGCUUUAAGCAAACCGGAAAAUGUUGUGCUUGAAAAGGUUCUUUCGUUCAAGGAUCUAAUUCAACACCAGGACAACAUAGAUUCAAAUGGUCUUAAUUUCAAUGGAUUGAAACACAAAUCAAUUCCCACACUUUCUCUGCCUGAAACAACGGUGUUUUCAUCACCUAGACCCGUAAGUGAGCUUGAUGCUGCUGCGAUUAAGCUCCAAAAGGUCUACAAGAGUUACCGGACCCGAAGAAACCUUGCAGAUUGUGCAGUGGUGGUAAAGGAGUUAUGGUGGAAACCAUUGGACUUUGCGGUUUUGAAGCAGAGUUCUGUGUCAUUCUUCAAUGUUGAGAAACAAGAAACUGCUGUUUCAAGGUGGGCAAGGGCAGGAACUAGAGCAGCCAAGGUGGGAAAGGGAUUGUCCAAGGAUGAGAAGGCUCAAAAACUAGCCCAGCAACACUGGCUUGAAGCUAUUGACCCACGCCAUCGGUAUGGACACAAUCUCCAGUUGUACUAUGAUAUCUGGUAUGCAAGCGAGAGCACUCAGCCUUUCUUCUUUUGGUUGGAUGUUGGAGAUGGCAAAGAAAUAAAUAUCAACAAAUGUGCCAAGAAUGUCAUGCAGCGCCAAUGCAUCAAGUAUCUUGGACCUAAAGAAAGGGAAGCAUAUGAAGUAAUAGUUGAAAAUGGGAAGCUUCUAUAUAGACAGAGUGGACUUCUUCUGGAAACCGUGGAAGGCUCCAAGUGGAUAUUCAUUCUCAGCACAACAAGAGCUUUGUAUGUGGGUCAGAAGAAGAAAGGCAUAUUUCAACAUUCGAGCUUCCUCGCCGGGGGUGCCACAACGGCAGCCGGAAGAUUAGUCCCCCACGAUGGGGUUCUUGAGGCUAUUUGGCCAUAUAGUGGUCACUAUCUCCUUACAAAAGAGAACUUCAGAGAAUUCAUUUGCUUCCUUGAAGAGAACCAUGUUGACCUUACAAAUGUGAAGAGGUGUGCCAUUGAUGAUGACAGACUCUCAUAUACGGUCACUGGUGAAGAGUCAAACCCAGAACCAAUUAUGGGUUAUGCUAAAUCGGAGAUCACAAUCACGACUGCUCAUCGACCAGAAAAUAAGAAUGCUAAUGAUGCUAAUGCAUUAUUAGGCUCACAGCCAGUGUUUUGCUCGCCCAAGCCCAAGCCCAAACCCAACAAGUGGGCUACAAGGGCUGGACCUCGUAUUGGGUGCGUCCGGGAUUACCCCCCAGAUCUACAAUUCAAAGCAUUGGAACAAGUUAACCUAUCGCCAAAGGUGCCUUCUGGGCCUUUUUGUAACUAUGGCCCAAUUCCCUCUCCACGGCCCAGCCCAAAGAUGAGGUUGUCCCCUAUUGCAUGCAUGAGUCCCAGGACCCAUAUUCCUGCAGCCAGCUAAGCCAAUUCACCACAAGGACGAGUAAUGUUAGAUUCAGUUGUAAGAUGUAUAAGUUCCACGCACUUCCUUUAAAAUAUAGAAAAAAUUGAGACACAUGAAAAAAAUUUAAUUUUUAAUGGUGGAUCUCAUUUUUUUU